CUGCAAUGUUUAGUGUUACCGGACGAAGUUUUGAACGAAGCCGUACCCGGUACCAUCCGAACAGCUGAACAUUUCGUGUCUUUCUUGCAUCGUUUCAUACAGUACGUGACACAUCGAAUGAGUACUCGUAACGUCGUCAUCGAAAAUCCAGCUGCAUUCUUGCGUGACAUCUCAUUACGGGUCGCCAUCGAGCGUAAACCAUUGCGCUUCUGUGUCGAGCGGCUUGGCAGCCUGAUGCGUACUCUGGAAUUAGCCGAUACGUCUGACUUUGGCCCGCUGAUCAAACUGGUGAAUUUCGCAACUCUUGUCAGCACCUACGCCAAAGGUUUCUUGUUAUUGAUUGAACCUUACGACAGCAGAAUGCCGACAUUGCAUAAUCCGAUAUUGACCUUCAGUUGUAUGGACGCAUCAAUUGCCAUCCGGCCUGUCUUCCAACGCUUUCAGACGGUCGUCAUUACAUCUGGAACUUUAUCGCCACUUGACAUGUAUCCGAAAGUGCUGGAUUUUGACCCAACAAUAAUGGCUAGUUUUAGCAUGACUCUCGCUCGUCCCUGCAUCCUGCCGUUAAUCACUUCUCGAGGUAAAUAUUCUUUUUAUUUUGUUUUGCGUUUCUUACUCGCGGAGGACCUCGCCGUCGUACGAAACUAUGGUGUUUUAUUGCUGGAACUGAGUAAAGUUGUUCCUGACGGCAUUGUCUGCUUCUUCACCAGUUACGGUUAUAUGGAAAGCACUAUUAGAUGGUGGCAUAGACAGGGCAUUGUGGACCAAAUCAUGAGACACAAGCUGCUUUUCUUUGAAACACAAGAUAUCGUAGAGACGACGUAUGCAUUGGAAAACUACAUUAAAGCUUGCGAAAACGGUCGAGGAGCUGUAAUGAUGUCAGUUGCUCGCGGAAAAAUUUCUGAAGGCGUUGACUUCUCACACCAUUUAGGACGAGCGGUUCUAAUGUUGGGAAUUCCGUACAUCUAUACAGAAAGUCGUAUUCUGCGUGCGCGGCUCGAGUAUCUACGAGACCAGUUCGGAAUAGACGAAAACGACUUCCUCACUUUUGAUGCAAUGAGACAAGCGGCUCAAUGCGUUGGUCGCGCGUUGCGAGAGAAAAGUGAUUACGGGAUAAUGGUUUUUGCAGAUAAGAGGUUUUCGAGAAGUGAUAAGCGGAGCAAACUUCCACGUUGGAUUCAGGAUCAUUUACUUCCGUCUAAUCUCAAUUUAAGCAUAGAUGAUACCGUACAGAUCUCUAAAAAAUAUUUCAGUGAAAUGGCGCAGCCGUUUACCAACGAAGACCAACUAGGCAUAUCACUUCUUACUGAGGAACAAAUCAGCAACGAAAGCACCAAACAGAAGCUCACCCACCAGGCAAUGGAUAUGGAAGUGAUGUGACC
Messenger RNA from Soboliphyme baturini, 1382 nucleotides. The record is from the annotation of a GenBank genome assembly. Lineage: Eukaryota; Metazoa; Nematoda; Enoplea; Dioctophymatida; Soboliphymatidae.